UCCCUUUAAAAACAAUCCGACGUAACGUGACGCAGAUGCUUCCAUCCAUAUACCCUUGUGUCUCUCCUGACGCGGCAGCCAUCCAGCGCACCUCCUGUAUCCCUCCUGGUCCAGCCUCCCCACUCCCUCUCCUCCUCUCCUCCCCUCCCUUCCCGGGUGUGUGAGCCAGGAUCGCCGCUCCAUCCAGCGGAGCUCUUGGCGAAGAACCGCAGGGAAACAAUGAAAACCGAGGCGAUGGAACCGCGAAAGGACUGACAUUGCAACGGGAGAGGGGGCACAGGCUCUCAGUCCUGAUCUGACGAACAGAGAGACAGAGUGAGGACAUAAGAAGAUAAAGGUCGCAGAAGAGGCUGUCUGGCCCCAUGUCUGCCCCUGCUCCAGCCAAUCGGAGGACUGGGUUGGGUUCUCGCCGAUUCAACCCCCUGAAGGUGCUGCAGCCCAAACACCGUUUGCAGCAAAUAUUGGCGUCCUCGCCCGUCCCGGUGCCCAAGCCGGCGUCAGGGACAGGGACGGGGACUGAUGUGGCUGCGCCAGGGGCCACGGCGCCAGUGGCCAUUCCUAUGCCUGCGCCCCCUGCGUUUGACUACUGCAAGUUCAUAGAGCUAGACUACGUUCCCAUGGAGACAGGCUAUAUGGUCUCAAUGCGUCCGACUAAAGGCUAUGCAUCGACCAAGUCACCAACUAAAGGAUACACUUCCACCAAGUCUCCAGAUCGCCACAGCCGUUCAACAAACUCUCCCUCCACCCCUCGCUCUCGGCGGACACCGGCCCCACCCAGUAAUAGAGAUCCCUAUGGCAAUGCCUCCAUCAGCAGCGGCAGCAACUCAGGCUCUUGCAAAGGCAGCGACUGCAGCCCCACGAAAGGACGUCAUCAGAAGUACACGUCAUGUACGGACAACCAUGGUAUCCGGCCUCCUCCACCAGAACAGUACCUCACACCCCUACAACAGAAAGAGGUGUGCAUCCGACACCUGCGGGCCAGGUUAAAGGAAACAAUCAACACCCUGCAAGACAGGGACACAGAGAUAGAUGAGCUGAGAGGCCAGCUUUACAGGAUGCAGGAGGACUGGGUUGAGGAGGAAUGUCACCGUGUGGAGGCUCAGCUGGCAUUAAAGGAGGCGCGUCAGGAGAUCCAGCAGCUCAAACAGGCUGUGGACACUGUUCGUGCCAGGCUCAGUGAAGCUGGGGGGCUCAGUGGAGACGCAGGGGUCCAGAAGUACUUCCAAGACAUCAACACUCAGAACCACAAGCUUGAGAACCUUUUGCUCAACAUGGAACUAGCCCAGAAUGGAUUAGCCAAGGAGGGGGAAGCCAUAUUAGGCUGUCGGACCCGAGUUGGAGGUUCGGCGCCAGCAUCAGUGUCAGGGGAAAGUCCAGGGGGAAUACCCAAACCAGCAGUAGGAGGUAGAGGUUCUUGCUCCUGUGAUGGUUCUCCAGCUCGUUCUCUUACCCGGAGCUCCACUUACACUAAGCUGAGCGAUCAGGCGCUGGCGGAUCGGAACGGCAAUGGUCCGGACUUUCCUUGUCUGUCAGGUGACAACACCCAAGACAGCGGCUUUGUGUGCUGUGGGGAAAGCAGUGUACCCAGCCGGGCAGACCUACUGCUGGAAGCUGCAUUCCUCUCAGAGGAAACAGCUUCUUUACUCAACUCUUAUACACAGACCUUCUCCCACUCUCUACCCAACUCCCUUCCCAACUCUUUGCCCAACUCUCUGCCUCACACUUUCUCCCAUACCUUACCUCGUUCUUUCCCUCACAAUUUGUCCCACUCUGUGUCCCACACUAUGCCGCACUCCUCCACCUAUGAGAAGCUGUGCACAGGUGAGCGACUAGCGCCUCUUCGUUGCGGCCUGGGUGGAGUGGGCUGUAUGAGCCACCCAUGCCUGUCCCACCACCACCUCUAUCUGCACCCCCUGCGGGAGACUGGCAUUCAGACCGAAAGCUGCCCCGUCUCUGCAACAGCAGGUUACCCCACUGACCUGGAUACCAUUGCAGAGCAACGCACGUUCCGCUCCCAGGCUUGCAGCCCCACCUCCACCUGGAUGUCUGAUGAGGGGGAGGAAGAGCUGGACUCCAUCACCACCACAACUUCAGUAACCACAGCAACAGUCAUGAGUACAGCCACAGAGCCGAUUCCAGUCUCCAAAACACCGCUGGUCCCUCCCUUACCACGCUCCGCUACUGUGGCGUGUUCCAUGGAAAGUCCAGACCUGUGUGAGAAAGAGGGAGUGGAGGAAGAGGAAAAGCAGGAGAAAGAGAAGAGAGAGAAGGAAACGUUGGCAUGGGAGGAAGAAACAACAGUGAUUGGACUAACAGAAGAGGGGCAGCAGGCACAGAUAGGGUCAGUGGGUGGAAAUGUGUUUGAAGUUCAGGGUACAGUGGAGGAGGCAGCUCCAGAAAUACUGUGCAAUUUAGCAGAGUCCUCAGUAGAGACAUCAACAAAUACAACAGCAGAGCCAUCAGUAGGGAUGCAGGGGGAGCUUACAUUUGGAGGAUGCUGUGGAGAAGGUAGACAGACUGGGACAACUGUGGAAAACCUCAGCAUGCAAGACGGACAACAAGAAGUUGGUCUAUCAGCAGGAUCAACUCAAGUAGAGGCAGCAGAUGGGAGUCCAAGUUGCUCAGGAUUAUCACCAGGUGUAGAGCAGCCUCACACCUCUCAGCCAAGGAGAUCUACUACCCACGAGGAGAUAGCUGGUGUCACUGUAGUGGAGGUCCAUGAUGAGGAUGAUGAAGAAGAUGAAACUAAAGAACAAGGAGCAACAGGGGGGGCCACGCCAGAGGAGGGACAUUCAUCUGACUCUGGUACAAUUGAGAAAAGCUACUGGAGUCGCCACUUCCUGGUCGAUCUGCUAGCAGUGGCCAUCCCUGUUGUGCCAACAGUGGCGUGGCUCUGCCGCGGUCCAGUCCGUGGCGGACAACCCAUGUAUCAUAUAGGGUCGCUGCUGCGCGGCUGUUGCACUGUGGCCCUGCACUCACUGCGCAGGGGAGGUGGAUUGAGGCAUUACCCCGCAGGCGGGGGAGACCUGGGUGGAUCACUGAUAUGAGGAGAAUCUGUUCAGCACCUCUGUGGUCCUUAACUAUGACCUUUCCUGUAUGGGUCUGGGUCCUUAGCUCGCUGGAGGAUAGCUGAAGUAGUGCGAGGAGAGGAAGAGAAAAAUCUUUCUAUCCUGCAUUUUUCAUCGAGGUUAUUGGCUGAGGGGAGCAUCGAGAACAGGAAAUGUGCAUUUAUGACUUUUAUGAAGGUCUCUGGCUGGUCUGUUUGGUCCUGCUCCUUAUUGUCUCUCACCCCACUGGUCCUUGCUCUUGCUACCAAGAUGUCUGCUAAUACUGCUGACUUGUGCAAAACCGAAUGAGCUGAUUGAAAUGAAUGAUCUAUGCUUGGAUGUUUAAUGCUGAUUGUUUGGCUUUUAAAUGCAGGGAAAUGUUAAAGGUUCGUUAAUCUGUCAACCUUCCAGUCUGACUCAAUUCUGACAUGUUCAAAUUAACUUGCGUUGGUGAGUAUAUGAAAUGCGGUAUCUGUAUGUAUCAGAAUGUACACGUGUAACCAAAUGGCGUCGUUGUCUGCAGUAGAUGAGCUAGUGAAUGAGGGCAAAUCCACCCUAAAUCAGAAUUUAUGGAGACAGUUUGGGCUUUUCUAUGAGUCUUUGACAUCUUCAAAACUGAAAACAUGGAGCUUAUCUACUAUCAAAAGACAAUACUCAGGUUGAUUCAAAGGAUACAAACACACUGAAACACUGCAGCAAGGCUGCCAAGACCUACAGACGCAACACAGUGCAUUCAAACACAGCAGAGCUGGGGGAAGGGUUCAACCUCAUUCAAAUGACUGAGGAUCUCAAUUUUAACGAUGCUAACAUCUGAAUACUACCCAAAUGAUCAACUAUCUGGGUGUUGGAUGAUCAGAAAUGUUUGUUUGAGCAGUACCACAAUUUCCUACAUGGAAAACUACUGUAGUGAGCUCAAACAAGCUUGAGCCGUAAGACUGGACACAGAGCUACCGUAGCUUUGUUCAAAGAACAAAAAAAUACUUCUAGCAUACUAGCUGAAAAAUAUACAGAUAAACAUGUUCUUUCUUGCCUAUUUAAUCCGUACACAAAAAUAAAUCUAUCCAAAUAUAUUGUCGUUUAACAGGAAGUUAGGUGCUAGAACUAUUUUCUUGUAAGUAAAAUUUAAAGUGCGGGUCAGUUUGGACAUUUGAUGCUUGGCAAGAAGUUUUUACAUACCACAGAAAGACACAGAAAAACAAUAAAUCUCCUAAGCCUUCUACAACUGUCCUCACUUAAUUUUGCAUCUAUAAGUCACUCUCCUGAAGGAUACACUGGCAUCUUGUUAUCCUCUCCUCAAAGUUGCCCAUCUUUCAACUCUAACUCUGUAUAAGCUGGUGGCUUCACGCUAUGUUCACUGUGUUUCUACCCUGACAGUACAUGAUUAAAUUGAACUAAUUCAAGUUCAUGUGAAGUUGGUCCCCAGUAUUCUGCAAAUCAACAGAUGUAUUCGACUCUAAAAUGUCAUAUUUUAUUUAUUUCAAAACUUCCUAAUGUGAUUAGAUUUUAUCCUGCACAGCACCUCUCUUGGCUUUUACUGUGCUAAGAGUUUGAUGAUUGAUAAUGAUUGAUGCCACAUAAAGACUGGAAGCAGGAAGAAACAGCUAGCCUGAUUCUGUCCACCUUCCAGCACCUUUAAAGCUCACUACUUUUAGGUGUACAAAUUAACACAAUUUAAUCUAAGUAUAAAAAUGACAGGUGUAGUUUUUACAGAGAGCUACCUGUCACACACUUUGUGUUUUUCAUCUCAGUCUUUCUUUGUGGUUUUCAGGUUUGGAGACAGUAAUAAGGACAACAUGGACAUUUUGUUUUAGGGUGGAAUUUCCUGCAUUCAUAUGGCUGAUCCUUGUACCCUGAAGCUUGCAUUUUAAUCAAACAGCUGAACUCAAUUCGGACUCCUUUCAUUUUCACAUUACGCACAUUUGAAAUUCAACACAUCAGAUCUAAUAGGAGACUCAUGUAAUGAUCAGAAACUUGUUUGUAGAUACUCACUGGCUUGGUUUGACACUGUGACGCAGAUCUUAAUGAAGUGAGUUGUGCUCAGUCUGUGCUGUAUAUUUCUGCUAACUUAAAUGCUCUUAUGGUGUAGUUUAACUGUCACUCUGGUAGUGUGUAUUUCAAGUCCACUGUGCAAGAGUUUGUCAGUCACUGCAACAAAAAAAAUCUAUGUUAUUUAUUUAACAGAACUUCUACAAAGCGUUUCUAUUCAUGGAAUGCGACAUGUUAGCUAACACUCCAAAUGUAAAUGGAUAUUUACAGUUGUAUUCAGGAUCAGCAUCUUUGUUUGAGUGUGUUUUUUCCAGAGGACUUUGACGAAAGAGGCAUCUGAUGGCGGUUUCUUCUGUUCGCUGACCUUGUGCAGAUGUUUAACUCUAUGUGUAACGAGGGCAAAUAAGCAGUCUGCAACUGUAAAAUCCAAAUUUCGUCCGACUGUCAGAGACUCAUGAGCCAAAAAGUGGAUCAAGAAACACCCCGACACAACCAGCAUAACUAAGUCUGACACCGACUGAAUCGUUCAGUUCUGUGGUGAAGAAAUAAGCAGCAUGAAUCUUUUUUUAAUUAUUUGGUUGACAUAUUUUGCACUAUUGUUCACUUUAUGAAUUUUAAGCAAUUACUUGAAGUUGAGAUUGUACAUGUAUCCAAAGUGUUGUAUGUCCACUGAGUUCUGACUGAUUGUUCUGUUGGUCUGCUAAUGCUUAAAGGUAAAAAAUGAAACAGGCGAAGUGUAACCAAGGUAACGGUAAAGACAUUUCAGGUAGAUUCUCAAUAUACACCUAUGGUUCAUGUCAUAAUUUCUGUGAAUGCUGUAAAGUGGCUGCCUUUCAUCCAUGAUACGUCUGACCACAACAUGUAUCUACAAAACUAGAAGUGCACUCGGAGAGCAGGCCAGCAGUCCAGUCUUCUAUGAUAUGCAAAUCUGCAUGUGCAACCACUAUAUUACAAUUGACCUAUCUCGCAUCGACAGCAAAAGUGAAACAUAACAUGCGUAUCUGCCCUGUGAUUUGGCUCCUUUAAGAAUGGGUUGUUUUUCUCUGUAAUCCUGCUGACAAACAAAACAACCUCCUCGACUGAGGUCAAAAUGGACAUUGUUCAAACACUGACAGAGAAUGAGCAGCAUCAGACGUCAAUGACAAUCACAACUAUCCCUAUCUGUGUUUGGUUUCAUCCAUCUGAAGGAUCCACGACAGCAGCGGCCGUUAUCAAUGUAUUAAGAUUGAAUUAUUGUGAGAGACACACCAGACCUUCUCUUUUCCGCUUCCACGUUCGUCCAUAACUUCUCUUCAUUGUCAGCUGUGCACUGGUUGUGUUCCCAUUUCCUGACUGUAUGAACCGCUCGACUAGAUGUGGAUUAGGAGGCUUCAUGUUUUACAAAAAAAGCCAUAUAUCCUGUGAGGGAACAGGUGUGAGAAUGUGGGAGGCGGCCUCCUCCUCUCAAUAUUAAUGUAUUGUAAGAAAAAAUCUCUCAUGAUGAAAGUCGUGUGAAUCAUAAAUACUGUGUCAGCAUUGUACAGUGCUUUGAUUUGAGUCGAUCAAACUCACGCUGUCAUUGAACGGACUAUUGAAACAAACAGGGUGAUAGAGGAAAGGAAGGAUUCGAUUUCCAGGUUCAGAUUUCAGGAGUUCAGGCUUGUUGUGGGUGGCAGCAAUCAUCUUCACGCAUCAUUUAUCUCUAUGCACAACAGUCUACACUUUAGCUGCACUAUGUGCUGUUGUAUGUAAGUUUAUUUCUAAACUGUAGUGCAUUGUUAAUAUUGUGGUACGGAGUCAUCCCAGAGUCCUGAAUGAUGUUGUUUUUUUUCAACUUGCUUGCACAAGAUGAUAACUUGUACGUACAAGUUGCCAUUUAAUAUCUCGUGCUUCUUAUGCACACAAGUCAUGCUGUUUGUGCGUACCACAUAAUACUACCUAAUACCUAGAGUAAUACCUUUUGCACACAAGUUAUCUUGAGUGAUCAAACAUCUUCUGCAAACAAGAUUGAAAAAUAGUUUUUGUUUAGUUUGUUUUUUUAGGACUUUGUGUUCUAUGGCUUUUUGUGUUUUGCUUGAAUAUGUUUAAUGUAUGCAGGUUUUCCCUGUUGUACACCUUCAUGUCUUCACUCACUAGUCCUGACAGGUUUUGUGAACAUAAUAAUAAUCAUGGAGCAUGUGUUGUCCU
Larimichthys crocea (large yellow croaker) is the source of this 7199-nucleotide messenger RNA. It is a transcript of the gene snphb, whose product is annotated as syntaphilin b. The record is from RefSeq and is a predicted model, not a curated record. Bases 363 to 3047 code for a protein of 894 amino acids. The transcript has 7 exons. Gene Ontology annotation, cellular component: mitochondrion; cytoplasmic microtubule. Gene Ontology annotation, biological process: neuron differentiation. Lineage: Eukaryota; Metazoa; Chordata; Actinopteri; Sciaenidae.